CUUAUUUACAAACUCCCGAAGAUUUUGUUGCAAGUGAAAAACGUCGUAAAAAACAAUUACGUUCAGAUUUUCAUAAACAAUUAAAUUCUAUCAAAACAAUCAGAAGAGUAACAAUACAUGACAGCCCAUUUCAAAGUCACCCAUUACAAUCCGAUGCAUCAGACACCGAAGAAACCCAAGAAACAACACUCCAGCCAUUAACGCAGGACCCGCCGAAGGAAUCGCUGCUCGAGCCAUUAUCCAAUUUCCGGUACGACCCAGUACCACCGCCAUAUGGUAAUUUUCAGUGCCUUCCCGACGAACGACUACAGGAUCCAAUUUCCAGUGUUAUUUCGCAGAGACCUAACUUUUUCUUAAAUACCCCAUCACCUAGUGUUAAUAGUGCUAAUUUUCCAUCGCAAAGUGCUAAUAGUGACAAUAUUAACUUACGUAGGCAGACGCCUUCCGCACCUGGCCACCCUCCAGCAGACGGGGAACGACCGGCGAGAAACUCCCAUACCGCACAGACUUCAGACCCAAGAGGCAAGAUGUUGGUCACACGAUUCAUUAUACUUUUCCUGUCACUUGUGGGAGCACACAGCGAACAAUUGCUGAUGAACCAUGGCGUUAAGUUCUCAGAUCCAAAAACAAUAAACUUCGUGAAUAAUGAAUGGACGCAUACUUUUCGAUUUGAUAUGCCGGACUAUCAAUUCAAUAGUGACAUCGGUAGAAAUUAUUCAUUGUGUAGAGACACUUAUUUCUACGAAAAAGGAUGUACCAUUAGCGUCGAAUUCAACACUCUAAGGAUUUUAAUGGAACAUGAUAUACAAUCUUUGUUACACAAAUUUCGUAGCAUGAUUCCUACAAUCUCAGAUAAACGGAAGACACGUGAGUCACAACCCUUACUUCCCUUUAUAGGACAAUUAGGUUCAACUCUUUUUGGCAUUGCAACAACGUCACAACUUAAUCGAUUACGCGAUCAUGCAAAUAAAUUGGCACAAAGAGUUAAUCUCUUAACAAACACAUUUACGCACGAAUUCGGCGAAAUGGCAUCAUUUGCAACUAAUGUUCACGAGCAUAUGAAAUUAUUCGAUGAAUUCGUUGCGAAUGCUUCAGCAGUCAGGCAUAAAAUUGUGGACGAAAUGGAAUCUAUGUCAAAUAAACAUACAACUGCUGAAAAAUUAAUACUAGAUGUAAAUGAUAAAAUGAUCAAAAUAAGGUCACAGUUUGAUAGGCUAGCCAUAGGAAUUGAAUCACUGGGCAAUCGUAAAUUGUCGAUUCAUAUAAUAAACCCCGAACUAAUGUCCCAAACGUUAACAGAAAUAGCUUCGUCGUUAAAAAUCAACUAUCCGACUCAUAAAUUGGUCAGCACUGAAUUGGCAUUCUACUACAAUCAUGCUGAAUUUAUUUAUGGACGCAACAAUAACUCAAUAUACAUAAUGGUAUUGUUUCCACUGACAAACAGUUUGGAUAACGAAAUUUAUGAAUUAAAUUUCUUUCCAAUUCCUCUUGACAAUGAUAUAAAAAACAAAGAUGCUAAUGAAUUCACAUCAAAACCUAGGUAUUUAAUUUAUAAUGGGAAAAACCUAUUAUUCACUUUUCUUGAUGAAUCAUUCUUGAGAGACUGUUUGACAGCAGGUUCAACAAUUUUAUGUAAACAUAAUAUUAUAUUUGAAAUCGAUUUCAAUACGAAUUGUUUCGUAGAACUCUUGAAACACGGGGACAAUGCAAAAACGAAAGAUAUAUGUGAAUAUAAGAUAGUAAGAAACGUCUUGAAACCAGAGCUGAGAAUUUUAAAUAGUUCUAAGGUACUUGCAUACAUGCAAUCAAAUUUAAAAUUGGAAUGUGUAAAUCGUUCUAAAACAAUAGAUGAUUGUAAGUACUGCAUUAUCGAUGUACCAUGUGCAUGUAAACUAGUCUCAAAAAGUCAACGUAUUGAUGAGCAAUUCACAAAAUGUUUGACAAACGAUACUACUGUCGACCAAAUAUAUCCAAUUAACUUACCGUUACUCCAACAAUUUUUUAAUAAUACGGUUUUGGAUAAAUUGAUGAAAAACAUUUCGUACAAUGAUCCAAUCAAUGUAUUAUUACCGGUAUUUAAAACCUUCGAUCAAAACACACAGGAUAUAUUAACUCGGUCGCACAAAUUAGAAAUUGACAUGCAAACCUUUGUGAAAAGAGCAAAGAAAAACCAAAUUGUGUACCAUAGCCUAACAGAAGCAAUGCUUAACGGUGAAAUCUCAAUUGAAUCAGGUUUAUCCACUUUUGAUAUAAUUUUAAUCAUAGGCGCACACGACAAUACAUCAUUCAUAUAA
This is a messenger RNA of Dreissena polymorpha, 2294 nucleotides long. RefSeq lists its product as uncharacterized. The transcript has 3 exons. The record is from RefSeq and is a predicted model, not a curated record. Bases 528 to 2294 code for a protein of 588 amino acids. Lineage: Eukaryota; Metazoa; Mollusca; Bivalvia; Myida; Dreissenidae.